AUGGCCGCAAUUCUCUACUCAUUCGUUGCUCAGCACGGCUCAGUUAUCGCAGACUAUACACCUCCGCAAGCGUACAGUUCGGACAAGUUCGUAAAUUUGGACCUCAUUGCCAGAAACAACCUGACUAGGAUCCCUAAAACUGACUCUUACGGGCUCAAUGUCAUUCUCGGACAUCACUUCUACCACAACGUUAAGAACGGCCUGAUCACGUCAUGUGUGACUUCAUCGGAACAGACUGGCGAUCUUCCAAGAAAUUUUCUGGUAUCCCUGCCCCGUAACCUCAUUUUUUAG
Messenger RNA from Theileria orientalis strain Shintoku, 291 nucleotides. Its product is annotated as synaptobrevin. Lineage: Eukaryota; Apicomplexa; Aconoidasida; Piroplasmida; Theileriidae. The record is from RefSeq and is a predicted model, not a curated record. The transcript is spliced from 3 exons. Bases 1 to 291 code for a protein of 96 amino acids.